Eimeria acervulina is the source of this 324-nucleotide messenger RNA. RefSeq names its product RNA recognition motif domain-containing protein, putative. Gene Ontology annotation, molecular function: RNA binding. Lineage: Eukaryota; Apicomplexa; Conoidasida; Eucoccidiorida; Eimeriidae. The record is from RefSeq and is a predicted model, not a curated record. The transcript is spliced from 3 exons. Gene Ontology annotation, cellular component: ASAP complex; nucleoplasm; cytoplasm. Gene Ontology annotation, biological process: mRNA splicing, via spliceosome. Bases 1 to 324 code for a protein of 107 amino acids.
AUGCGGCGGGACAGAUCUUGCACGUUAAAUGUCUCUUCUUUAUCUCGUAAUGUUAAGGAAGCACAUCUAAGAGAGGUCUUCGGCCUCUUCGGAGUUAUACGUUCGUGCGAAUUAGCUAUAGAUAAAAAAGCAGGUAUACCGAAGGGAUAUGCAUAUGUUGAGUUUGACACUCAAAGAGAAGCAGAGAACGCUCGCAGACAUCUUCAUGGGGGAGUUCUGGACGGGAAGACGCUGCGGGUGGAGCUCUCUUCGAAGACACACGAACGCCACCAAGGGAAGAGAGACAGAACUCGCAGCAGAAGCCCCCAAAGGUAUUACAGCUAA